Messenger RNA from Medioppia subpectinata, 225 nucleotides. The record is from the annotation of a GenBank genome assembly. NCBI's taxonomy places the organism in Eukaryota, Metazoa, Arthropoda, Arachnida, Sarcoptiformes, Oppiidae.
AUGAGUAAACAGAAGAGCAGUUCCCGAGCGCUGAAGACGGCUAAAGGGAUGCGAGACUACGAACCGCACCAAUUGGCGGUCAGAGAGCGGGUCUUCGCCGCCAUCAACGACUGCUUCCGAAGACACGGCGCCCUUCAGAUCGACACUCCUGUCUGCGAACUCAAGGAGACCCUCACCGGGAAGUAUGGCGAAGACUCCAAACUCAUCUACGAUUUGGCCGAUCAG